Messenger RNA from Orussus abietinus, 920 nucleotides. RefSeq names its product protein D1-like. Bases 202 to 816 code for a protein of 204 amino acids. The transcript has 5 exons. NCBI's taxonomy places the organism in Eukaryota, Metazoa, Arthropoda, Insecta, Hymenoptera, Orussidae. The record is from RefSeq and is a predicted model, not a curated record.
ACGUAACUGUGAUUAAUUUUAAUUGUUUUCCUAGGUGAGAUCGCAUGAAACGUUAACAGUAGCCUUGGAGUCUUUGUCGCAUUUGCGGGCCGCAAAAGUUUCCGCGACUUACUCGGCGAGUCACAUUUCUACGGUGGCAGGGAGGGCACGUAUAAAACACAAAUUUUCAUCGGCGAGCCGGUUAUACCACGACUCGGUGUCAUGGCAUUCACAACGAUGAAGCUGCUGGUGUCGGGUCUUUUCAUUGGAGCAAUUGGCUUGACAUUGGCGGACGUGAAAUCCGUUUUCGAGUCUGCCAAAAUUGUGGCCGACAUUUUGGAGGAAGCGCCGACCGAAUUGAUCGAGGUAAAAUAUGGAAACGAAAGCGUCAAUUUGGGAAACGAAUUGACGCCGACCGUGACGAAAGACAUUCCCGAGGUCCACUACAAGCACGAAGGCGGUGUCCUGUACACCCUGGUCCUGACAGAUCCCGACGUCCCCGUUCGAGGAUACAACCGCGAGUGGCAGCAUUGGGUCGUAGGGAACAUCCCCGAGGACAAAGUGCCAAAAGGUGAAGUCCUGACCGAGUACGUGGGUCCAGCACCUCCCAAGGACACCGGUAUUCAUCGUUACGUGUUCCUUCUCUACAAACAAAACCAAGGUUCCAUUACCUUCGACGAGAGGAGACUGGGAAACAGAGACAACAGGAGGAACCGAUUUUCCGUGAAGAAGUUCGCGAAGAAGUACAACCUCGAGGGGCCUAUCGCAGGGAACUUCAUGAAGGUUCAAUACAACGAUUACGUACCUACGAUUCACAAGCAAUUGGGCUUCCGUUAAACAAGGCAUUAAAAAAUUAUCACGCGUGAGGUCGGAAAGACGAGGAGGAUUUAUUAUUUAACGGCCGAAGAACGAAGAGGAAUAAAAAUGAAGUUGCAGUCGAA